CCAUAAAUUGCGGCGCAGUAGAUAUUAUAUUCUCUUAUAUUGGUAGGCCACAUUCUCUUCAAAUCGUUGCUUUUUCUUCGCAUAUACCAAGGCUCGAUUUGCAUAUCGCGCGCAGCCGCCCACGCUAUCUUCGCAAAGCUCGAAUUCACCUACAACCCAACACCCUGAACAUCAAACAAACAAUGCCCAUUCGACCCGCCAACUUUGCAGAUCUGCUGCCAGGAGCGCACGUGUGUGCCAAAGCAUUCAAAGAUGAAGAUCUCUUCGGCGAACGUAUUCACCCAAAUCGAUCCGCAUUCCCUGGCGACAUGUAUCUGUUCUUCCUGAGACAACUACGAAAGGAUUAUUUCGACGGCCGCACCAUUGUCAUGGUAUCUCACCCCAAAGACCAACCUAGCAGUGUUACUGGUGUAGCAGUCUGGACGCGCAAAGGCCCUGGUGGUGACCGUAUGGCUGCUUCACAAUCAUGGUCUGCUUGGUUUACUGGCCGUUUCCUUAUACCCGCGUACAACUGGCUCGGCUCUCUUAUCUGGCAAAAUCGUGCCGCAGACUCGGCAAUGGUGGAUAUCUUAGACCGUGCGAUGCCAUUCACAGAACACUACUGGAAGACUCCCGAGUGUCUCGAGAAUUGGUACUUGGCGCUUCUUGGUACCGGACCAGAGUACCAAGGUCACGGUUAUGGCAAGGAGUUGUUGAAAUGGGGUAUCGAGCGUGCGACCGAGGAAGGCAUUUGUGUUAGCUUGGUGAGCGCGAAUGGCAAGGAUGGCUUUUACAAACGCUACGGUAUCGACCAGGAAGUGGGAUGGGCUAGCGAAGGUGGAAAGGAGAACCCAAUUCAUGAUAUUGCUGGUGGCAUGAUUUUGUUCUCAAAGAAAUUUGAGAAGUAAUGAGGAUGGAGUUUUCCGGAGUUGGUUGCUGGGUCAAUCGUGUGAAGGUUUAGAGACAUAGAAUGCAUAGAGCUACCAACCACAUCGCACCCAUAACAGAAGGAAAGCACUCGUACAAGAGCGUGUAGAGCCCCCAGGAUGGG
Aureobasidium pullulans EXF-150 is the source of this 1030-nucleotide messenger RNA. RefSeq lists its product as uncharacterized. Lineage: Eukaryota; Fungi; Ascomycota; Dothideomycetes; Dothideales; Saccotheciaceae. Bases 183 to 887 code for a protein of 234 amino acids. The transcript has a single exon. The record is from RefSeq and is a predicted model, not a curated record. Gene Ontology annotation, molecular function: acyltransferase activity, transferring groups other than amino-acyl groups.